Molecule: messenger RNA, 365 nt
Organism: Cutaneotrichosporon oleaginosum
Lineage: Eukaryota; Fungi; Basidiomycota; Tremellomycetes; Trichosporonales; Trichosporonaceae
Source: RefSeq, a predicted model, not a curated record
GUGGGAGGAGGUAGAGGAAGACCGGGGAGGAGGGCGCGCAGAAGACAGGGCGUGAUGGAGUGCAAGGAAUAACGGCGAACUGACUGCAGGCGGACGGGGCUCUACCGGCGACCUCGGCGGGAUGCGGUGGGGCAAGAAGGAGAGCGCGAGGGAAAAGGCCAACCGCGAGAAGCGGUUUGGCGCGGCGCGGCUCGACGAAGAGGUCAAGGGCGAGAGCACGGGGGUGCGGCUGCUCGUCGUCAUGCUCCUCCUCGCAUGCAUCAUGGGUGUUGGUGGAGGAUUCUCGACGAGCAGCGCGGACGAGGGAGAGGUGGUGCCAGAAGAUCUGGACUAGAGCAUAGACUAUAUGUAUGACGAUUGUAUGA